Messenger RNA from Penicillium cataractarum, 1941 nucleotides. RefSeq lists its product as uncharacterized. Gene Ontology annotation, molecular function: ADP binding; protein binding. The transcript has a single exon. The coding region runs from base 1 to 1941 and encodes 646 amino acids. The record is from RefSeq and is a predicted model, not a curated record. Lineage: Eukaryota; Fungi; Ascomycota; Eurotiomycetes; Eurotiales; Aspergillaceae.
AUGGCAAACCCUAAUCGACAUAUCAGAUUCACUGAAUCUUUCCAAGGUGAUCAAUCUCGAGUCCACUAUAUACUCCCGUCCUUGGACAAUCGUCACUUUACUGGUCGUGAGACCACACUAUAUGACCUCCAGCAAAAGCUAUUCUUCCAAGCAAACACCAAUAAACUAGCUCUAUUCGGACUAGGUGGCAUUGGCAAAACCCAAGUUGCUCUUCAGCUUGCCCGCUGGGUUCAAUCGCAUAUGCCAGACUGUUCUAUCUUUUGGGCUCUUGCCGUUAGCCUCGAGAGUUUUGAGCAGUCCUGUUGGCAAAUCGUGAAAGAGCUCCAAAUCUAUAAGAAUUCAGACGAUGAAAGUGCGAUGGAAUUAGUACGCCGACAGUUAAGCUCUGCUGAAGCCGGAAAGUGGCUUUUCAUUGUCGAUAAUGCCGAUGAUGUGGACUUGCUUUUCGAUGAGCUAAAUCAGUAUCUCCCUUCUAGUAAGGAAGGGGUAACUUUGCUCACUACUCGUUCUCGCGAGGUGGCGGUGUCUUUCGCAGAAAAGGAUAUUGUUGAACUCCAAAAGAUGACAACAGAGGAAGGGAUUGCGUUUCUUGCUAAGAUUAUUGGAGAAGAUUCACUACAUGGCCAAGAAUCCACUAUACAACUACUAGAGGAGCUAAACUUGCUUCCUCUCGCUAUUGCACAAGCAGCUCACUAUAUUUCUCGGAAUAAUGGAACGACCACAUGGUACCUCGAACUUAUACAUAAAACCGAAAAAGACCGGAUGCGUCUAGCAAGCAGGGAGUUUCACGAUAGCACUCGCUACCGUAAAAUGCCUAACGCGCUGACUACUACCUGGCUUAUUUCCUUUAAUCAGAUCAGGGGUUCCGAUCCCUCGGCGGCUGAUUUAUUGGAAUUCAUGUCUUACCUUGAGCCAAAGGCAAUUCCGCGAUCCCUUCUCCCUACCCUUGAUUCGGAGGAAGAGAUGGAGUUUGCAAUUGGUACAUUGUGUAGUUAUGGAUUUCUGACCAAGAGACACGACAAAGAUAUGUUCGAUAUACACAACCUCGUACAACUAUCAACACGAGUAUGGAUAGCAGGGGAACGUAAGACACAACAGAUCAUCGCGACUGUGACGCAGCAUCUGGACAAGUGUUUUCCAUCUUCUGAACACACAAACCGUGAGACAUGGAGGAUGUUCCUUCCGCAUGCCCGUGAAAUUCUUAGGAGAGAGGAAAACCAAGACUUGAGUGAGAGGUAUAGCUUACUUUCCAAGGUUGGAAAUUGCGUCCUAGAGGAUGGCCGAGCAAAGGAAGCUGUUAUUGCUUUUGGAGAUGUAUGUGUAUGGAUUGAAAGCAACUAUUAUGAAGGGCACCCCUCUCGACUGGCGUCUCAGCAUGAUCUUGCAACAGCGUACCAAUAUAACGGGCAGAUCAAGCAAGCCGUAGUGCUACUUGAACACGUGGUCGCGGUGCGAAAGAAAACGCUUGAUGAAGAACAUCCUAAUCGACUAUCGUCUCAGCACGAACUUGCGCGGGCGUAUCAAUCCAACGGGCGGAUCAAGCAGGCAGCGCAGCUACUUGAGCAUGUUGUUAUGGUAGAAGGGAGAACACUCGAUGAAGAACACCCCGAGCGACUGACGUCUCAGCAAGUGCUCGCAAUAGUAUAUCAAUCUUGUGGGCACACCAAACAGGCUGAGCAGCUACUUGAGCACGUAGUCGCAGUGCGACGAAGAACGCUUGACGAAGAACAUCCUGAUCUACUGGUAUCUCAGCGCGAACUUGCGCGGAUAUAUCAAUCCAACGGGCAGAUCAAACAGGCUGAGCAGCUACUUGAGCACGUGGUCGCAGUGCGACGAAGAACGCAUGACGAAGAACACCCUGAUCUACUGGCAUCACAGAAAGCACUCCAAGACGUGAAGCACUUGAUUGGAGUUAAGACCAUCGAGAACAAGCUUUUAUGA